Messenger RNA from Haliotis rubra (blacklip abalone), 7919 nucleotides. RefSeq lists its product as uncharacterized. Gene Ontology annotation, molecular function: protein binding. NCBI's taxonomy places the organism in Eukaryota, Metazoa, Mollusca, Gastropoda, Lepetellida, Haliotidae. The record is from RefSeq and is a predicted model, not a curated record.
GACUACGCCGACUAGUAAUGUUUCUCACCAGUUAUGACUUUUUAAUUAUUUUAGGUUAGUAUUCCUGAUUAUUAGAACGUAUUCAAUUUACAUACAACUCAAACGAAGCUGCUGACAUGUAAGAAAUGGUCCUUAACCUUUUAUUCGUAGUAUAAUUCACAUAAUUUUGAGUUAUUCCUCUCUAAACCCCCAACUUUCAUUUAGUUAAAUGGUCUUAACCACAUCUUACAUAUAACUAAUUUCGUGUUCGAGGUUAUUUUAUGUUUUCUUGGCCAGUUUUUUAGCGGACAUUAAACUAUUCAAUUCAACAUAAGAGUUUUUCCAAAUAGAGCUAAUAGCCUUGCUCAGUUUCGACUGUAUUGUCAACGUGUGUUCAUGAGUCAUUAUGCAAUAGUCACGUCAUUAUCAUGCUUGUGUUGCUGAAAAUGGGAAUUACCCGUCACAAACGCACAAAAGGCCUGUUCACCUGAAAACAAUCCACGGGAACAAAUGGAACCAGUCACAAUCCUCCUGGCCGAAAACGAAGGGAUGAGCAAGGCGUCUGACACCACCAUCCAGGUCUGAAGGGGGCGAGACGAACGAAGACUCGCUCCUGUCAGUCGCCCCUCUAAGGACGCUACUUCAAGGUACAGAUCCCUUGGAACGGAACUAGCGAUAUGGAACGGAAUAUACCAUGGAUAUGGCUUGGCCAUUUGAUCCUCAGCAGAGACUGAAGCGUGGUCUGAGUGACGUCCCCCACUCUCUCCAACUCGACCACAUCGUCAACAUCAAGCAUGAAAGACGUGUCAGCAUACUGGAACGAAUCGAGUCAGAAGGAUUGCAGCCAUGUGGCUAUGAAGAAGAAGAAAUCAGACGAAACAAUUUUUUGUCAUUGCUGCAUUUCACCACUCGUGAAAAACAGAAAGCUCUGGAAAUAAAUUCUAAAGUUUGUGAAAAUGACCCGACCAAUAUAACAGCAUUAGUUAACAAAGCCGUGAUGAAAAUGGCGACUGGUAUGAGUGAGUCACGAGCAGCUGUCGAAGAGCUGCAUAAACUGAGGACUAGAGAUGACUACAAACAGUUAGUCGUGGUUGCCACAGCCGAGCAGGCAUACUGCAUGUCUCGCAUUGGCCCUCACCUGCAUGUCAAAGCCAUUGAUCUUUAUGAAAAUGCCAUUAAAGAAUUUCCUGAACAGUACCUGUGGAAAUUCGGGUGUGCAUUGACUUGUAGGAGAUGCUUAGGGAUGCCGAAAUGUAUUAAGGGCAUGACAUCGGAAAGGGUUAAAGAGUUUUGCGAAAGAGCAGCACGAUAUCUUUCUGAAAUUACUAACCGCUGCAAGAAGCAACGUCUGAUAGCAAAAGCGUUUGUGGAGCUGGGUUGUCUGUACCACUUGCUGAAAAGGCCAGCUUACCCUUUAACUCGGCAGAUUGCUGACAAAGUGAAAUUAGAACGUCCAUCACUGACCGCAGCGCGAUAUUUUGAUAUAGCCCUUGAAAUAGUCAACAAGGAGUCUCUACAAGAUGAGUUCGUUCUUGGAAGAUGUGGCAAACUUCUACUUUUUGAAAGACCAUACGAUCAAUAUCCUAACACUUUAAUGGAAUGUUAUAAGUUACUUGAGCGGGCAUAUGCUAUCAGACCAAGUCCAGAUAUUUGUGAUAAUCUAGCGAAGAUAUUAAUCAAAAUGACAGAGCAAAGCUCUGGUGAUGCCGGUGGACGUGGACGUGGGCGUGGACGUAGACGCGGUCGUGAACGCGAUCAUGGUGUCUGGGGGAGCCAUCGUGGACAUAGACAGCCUGGGAAUGACGCAGGAGGCUCUGAAAUGCCAUACAGAGAUAACUAUGCCUCCCGCGGUGGUAGCAUAGCAGAACCACAGAGGGCACCGGCUGCUGAGACAUCACUAAAUACAGAGGCUGCAGAAUCUGUCCCAAAGAUGCAGGCGAGCAGUGAUCAACAUCUCAUGUCAGAAAGUGUUCUGGCUCCCGAGUUUGCGAAACUCUCAAUACAAAACCAGCUGCGAGGAGGCAGGUCUCAUCAGACGCUUAGGAAAAUGCUUAACUCUCCAAAGCAGGUAGUAAAACACCCUAAUCACGAAUAUCUGAUCAAGGCUGUGCAUUAUCUUCAAAAAUCAAUUGAUAUGACCAAGGAAUGCAAUCACCACGCCAUGUUUAACUUAGGAUUAACCUAUAGGCGACUUGAUAAGGUGGAAAAUGCAGAGGAGCAGUUUCGGAAGAUCAUCGCUGAUAUGAGUGCUUCACCUUUUCACAAGAGUGUCGCAUAUGAACAGUUAGGCUUCUGUCUGUUUGAGAAGAUCGAAGGGAGUCAGUAUAGUGAUGUGCAGAAACAGAGCUUCAGAAAGGACGGCACGAUGAUGAUGAGACGAUCCAUAGAACAAGCAACCUUUAUGGUUGCUCAAAGCCCAACAAUGGGAAAGGAUGCUUUAACUUCAUGGGAAGCGCUGCCCACACUAAAACAGCUUCUAAACGAACCAAACAAGCUCGAUGGUGUCAAGGAAGUAGCAAGUCUGUGUGCACUAGUCGGUGCCCACAGAGAAUCCAUAGAGUACUACGAACAACUGCUACUCGUGAAUCCUGACGAUCCUUCUUUGCUUUCUCAAGUCAUUAAAGAAUACAUGUUUUCAAGAGAUUUUGAAAAUGCCCAGUCAUGCCUUAACCUUAUGUUGUGUACACAAGAAGGACGACAGAUGGCCGACAACGAACAAGAUUUAGUUUACCAAGUAUAUCUUGGGAUUGCCAAGCACCUACUCGGCUCCGAGCCCACUCCUUCCAACAAAGACUCUAUACGGUCGUGUUUUCAGAGUGCUUUCAUUCACAAACAUGGGUGCACGUCCAGUGAAGAUGAUAGAACCUGGGAUGUCUUCGUGCUGGAUGACCCCAAACAGACAGAUGCUGAGGCAGACACAAUCCAGUCAUGGUUCAGGGAAACUUGCAGCUUGUCUGUUACCCGGAAUGAUGAUAACGCUUUAGGUUAUGAAAUUGAACUCACCGCAGAAAUUAAUGCUAUGAGUAAAUGCAAAUGUUUGGUAGUCCUGUUGGGCAAAGAGACUGCUACCAAACGACUAGAGAAGCUUGUUGCUAUCGCUCACCAGUGUGACGGUCUGGAUGUCAUACUUCCCGUUCUGACCUGCCCACAAAAAGAUUUGGCAGAGCUUGAAAGACAAACGUCCAGUUGAGUUGCCGUCAGACUUUCUGACAUGUCAACCAUCUCAACCUCUCAUGAAUAUUUUUUUAUCACUUCUAAACUUGGAUUAUACCAAGUUUGCAUGGUUGGAUGAAACAAGUAAAAGUGAAACACAAUAAUUCCAUGUACAUAGACAUAUAUCUCCCGUAGCCUACCAGGUGUCUGAAGUCGGCUGCUCCAAGGUGACAUUAUACGGGGGGUUAUCCGGAGUUCCAUCAGAUGUCUUAGGAUAUGACAGCCAACAUGACAUUAGACCGAUCUGCCAAUAUCAACGAGUGUAUGUGAGCCAGGCAGCCAGCGGGAUCGUCUCUGUGUCAAUCGAUCGAGAUAGACGAUGAAAGAGUCACUCGUCUCUGGGAAACCAUGGACGGACAAGUUAUGUUUAAAUGUUACAGAUUUUGUAUUGAGACAUGGUCGUUCAUUCUACGUGUUUAUUUUUGUGAAAUGUGCGACUCAGUUCGGAAGGUUAAAUUACAAGAUAGAAGUAUACGUUGAAAAUGUGUAUAUAUAGCUAUGGAUGGUUUACCGCUACCUUCCUAUUUACAUUGACUAAUUUAAAGUAAAGUCAUGGCAGUUACAUAUAGUGCCUCCCGAUGAAAGACAGACAGCAGCUUUGGUUGCAAACUGUUGCACUGCGUAAUUUCAAUAUUUAUUAUCUUAUAUAUUCACAAGUAUUAUUGUAUUUUUCUGACUCCUUAUUUCUGGAAACUUUAUUAAUGAAAAUUCGAGGAAAGACCAUAUCUUUUUCAUCCUACACAAAGAAAACGAAAGUAAAAAAUACAGAAGAACUAGAAUUAAAAAUAAAACAGGUCGAAGAUACUAUUCGAAAAAGCUUUCGAAACAUUGAUGAAGAACUUUUGAGUGAACUAUCAAACUAUAAGAAAGAAAUGGAAUAAAUUAAAAGGGAGGAAAUGAGAGGAAUACAAAUUCGAAACCGAAUUCUUUGGUAUGAAGAAGGAGAUAAACCUUCAAAAUAUUUCUGCCAUCAGGAAAAUAGGAAUUUCUCAAAAACAUCAAUAAAGAAGUUAAUAACUAAUGAUAUGAAUGAAAGCAAAUCAAUACUGAAUGAAGUAAAACUAUAGUAUAAAAAUCUCUAUGCUUCUCAGGAACAAUACAAGGAAGAAGACUGUUUAAAGGAUAUUAAAACUCCAACUUUAAACAAAACACUAAGACACUAUCUUGAAAGAGAAAUCAGUUUGGAUGAAAUUAACCAUGCUGUUUACAGGAUGAAGUAUAAUAAGAGCCCAGGGAUUGAUGGAUUUGCUAUUGAUUUCUUUAUAAAAGAAUUGGAAAGAAUUAAAAAUAUGGAUUUAUAGAUUUAUUAAGAUGUAUCAACAAAACAUGAAAUAUCUUUGAAUAUGAAAAGGGGUGUUAUCACCUGUAUUCCAAAAUCCAAAAAAGAUAGAACAUUACUUAAAAAAUGGAGGCCAAUCUCUUUACUUAAUGCUAUUUAUAAAUUAUCAGCUCCUGCAUUGCACAUAGAUUAAAAACUACUUUAGAUGAAUUUAUUCACUCUAACCAAACUGGUUUUAUACCGGGUAGGACUAUUAGUGAAAAUACAAGAUUGUUAUAUGAUAUAAUGUUUGAAACAAAGAAACGAAACAUUCCUGGUUUGCUGAUUCUGAUUGAUUUUGAAAAAGCGUUUGACACUGUUUCAAAAGAUUUUAUCAACCUGAUUUUACAUAAAUUUGAAUUUGGCCCUGAAAUGAUAAGAUGGAAAAAUAUAUUAACUUAUGAAACAACAUCUUGUGUUAUCCAACAUGGUAAUCUGACUUCUUUGCAAGUAAAAGGGGAUGUAGACAAGGAGACCCACUAUGUCCAUAUCUUUUCCUUUUUGUAGCUGAGAUUCUUGGUUGCAUGACAAGAAAUAAUGAAAACAUCAAAGGUAUUGUUAUCAAUGAUAAUGAAUAUACACUGGAUCAAUAUGCUGAUGAUACUGAACUAUUUCUUGAUGGAACUGAAGAGAGUUUGUACUCUACUAUUGACACAAUUAAUACAUUUUACAAAAUGUCAGACUUUAAUUUUUUCUUUUAGGUAAAUCAAAAGCAAUCUGGAUUGGAUCAAAAGCCAAAUCUAUGGAUAAAAUAUAUAAUGUUCUGAAAAUUGAAUGGGUGAUAAGUGAAUUUGAUCUACUAGGUAUUAAAUGUACACCAGAUCUUGAAGACUUAUGGGUAAUCAACACCAGAAAGAGACUGACUGGAGGAAAUUAAUAGCUAGACUCUUAGCAUCUUGAAGAAAAAGAAAUUUAACACUUAUUGGUAAAAUAACUGUAAUAAAAACUCUAGCAAUCUCCAAAUUGGUCCAUAUUUUCAAUUCCUUGCCCAACCCACCAGUAGAACUUAUCACGUCCCUUGAAAAAAUGUUUUUCAAAUUUAUUUUGAAUGACAAGAAUGAUAAAAUAAAAAGGAAUGUAAUUAAAAACAACUAUGAAGAAGGAGGUUUGAAAAUGAUUAAUACAAAAACAUUUAUAGACGUUUUGAAAUUUUCUACUUUAAGACGGUAUUUCAAAAGAGGUGAUAAGGAUAAUCCAUGCAAUAUAGUUGAAUAUACUUUUCAAAGACAUAUCUAUUUUUGGAGCAAAUUCUGAAACUUACAUUAAGAUUGAAAAUCCUUUUUGGCGUGAUGUGCUAAAAGCAUGGCAACUAUUCUACAAACAACAUUAUAUUGACCCAAAUAACAUUAAUGAAAUUCUAUCCCAACCAUUAUGGUUUAAUCAUAAUUUUAAAAUUCAUUAAACUUCAUAAAGAACUUGGCAGAUAAAGGGAUUAUAAAUAUUAGGGACAUUUGUAAUGAAACUUGAUUAUUGUCAAUAGAAUCCUUAAAAGAAAUAUAUGGUAUCAAAGGUACUUUCUUAGAUUAUAGAUAACUUGUAACUUGGUCGAUGUACGUUGCUUCUAGCAUAUCGUUUGUAAAUGUAAAUAUUGUUUAUGUACCUCUUAUGCAGCAGUUUGCAUCCUGAGUAAAUAAAGUUCAGUAACAAAAGUAAUACAUACUCUACUACUAGUUAGGCUUCACCAAAAUAUUAUUAUUCAAUUUUUCAGAAAGGUUUAUUGCUACUUCAAUAUUCCCAUGCGGGUAGUUAAUACGCGUCAGAAUAAAUAAUGAAUUGAUUGAGUACUGGUUAACACCACUUGAACGAUAUUCCAGUUAUAUCACGACCCUCGAGCACGGUAUCAUGGCAAACUGGUAUUUGAACCCCCCGAUCUUAGGGUCACAACUCUGGAUCUGUUGUACAUCUGUUCCAUCGCCUUGUAAUGACACAGCCUACCGUGACUGUACAUAUAUGUUAUUUUCUAACUGCAGAUAAAAUCUUUCUCAGGUUGUGUCUCUAUCUCUUGAACGCAUGAACCAGUAAAAAAUACCAUUGUGUCUGAUGUUAGCUUUAUAUUUAGCUUCAAACAUUAUCUCUUGUUUACUGAUAAUUUUAUCAGACGCACUUGAUAAUAGCAAAUGUCAUUGUAACCUUUCUCACUAUUAGGACAUAUAGGUCAGAAGACUCGAUAUUAUCGUUCUGCGUCCUGUCCCCAUUUUCUGUUCUUAAACUACGAAGGAAUUUUGUUAUCGGAACUGUAAACACUGAAUGUUAUCUGGUUGAGUAGAUGUUGUAUGCUUCAUAACGAUAAUACAUGGUCAGACGUGUAUAGACAAGCUACUUGUCACAACAUCUUUUACCGUCAUGUUUUAUACAUGUUACUUCCUGUAUUAUGUAGUUUGUGCAAUGACUUAGACUAGGCUUAGAACUCUGAGAAAAGACCCGAGUUAAUUCUUCAUCUAACAUUAGUAACAGCGACCAGGAUUUUAGUAAACAAGGAAUUUACUAUCCUGUCUAGGGGUGUUUUUCUCAUUUUUUCACACACCCAAUUGUCAGCUCAUGAUCACAUAGAGCACGAUUGAAUGGAUAACUUUCCCAUGGGAUGAUACUUUCCGGAAGCAAAUUAUAUCUAUGAAAGGAACAAAUUACUAUAUUUCCCCAAAAUUUAGUCUUUAUUGGGAACUGAAGGCCGCAAUCCAUGGUAAAAAUCUAUUCAGUGUUCAACAUCAGAGUGGGUGUAUCUUCAUAAGUGCAUCAUAAAUAAAGCAAUAGUUUGAAUUAAUAUACGACUACUAGUUGUCAAGAAGGUUGUUUCAUAAACUAGCCUAGGUAUAUAUUUGCUUCUAAGUUUAUAAAUUAGUGGAAACAUGGUAUUCGCAUUCAGUGACAUUUAAUUUAAAACAUUUGCAUAUUUUAAGAAGAAAUCUUCCCCUAGGAUACAUCAUGACGUAAUGCACUCGACGAAACUGGGAUUAGGCUAUUCUUAAAAAUUUUAAUAUCGAUAUAACGUAUAUAUCAAGUUUUGCAUGUCACUCUAUAUAUUAAUUACAAAUUAAUUUAAGAAAAACUGUUUGCCUCUAACUCUCUUCCAUAUCCACGCACAGCCAGUCUAAACAGAACUGUUUUGACAUGUGACGCACAGACGAUAUUAACAUAUUGCAUAAGAGAAAAUUCAUAGAUGCCAUUCACAUAUAACAUAGGAGUAGGACGCCAAUCCACAUAAACAUAUAUCAUGGUGCUGUAGGCGCUUUAAUUAAACCAUAUUGUCUUGAAAAUAUGCUCUAUUAUUUUUACUCAUAUGCAUACCAUUUAUUUAAUACUCUUUUUCAUUUUAACAACUGUAAAGAAAUAUUUGAUAGCCCUGCUUGGAUGGUAUGGCAUACAUGAUGAGUAUAAAUGCUGUGGCAGCUUAUUAAAGUUAUUCUUUUAA